CAGCACCAUGUCGCUCAACACGUCGCACACACCCGAUGGCCAAGGCAUUUUGAUUUAUAAUGGAGAAAUGAUUCUUCUCUACACAACAAAUGUAAAGCUGAAGUUCGAGAAGUACAAUGUUCCUGCGUUCAAGUCCACCAAGUCGGGAGCCCUCUAUCUCACUUCACACAGAAUAAUUUUCAUGAACGAGAGCAAGAAAGAUGAGUUCAAAUCCUUCGCGAUGCCAUUCAAUUCAGUGCGAGAUGUGAAACUUGAACAGCCACUUCUCACCCCAAACUAUCUCAAGGGAUGGGUUCAACCAAUGCCUGGAGGCAACUUUGAUGGAUGUCCGGAAUGGCGUUUGUCUUUCCCGAAAGGAGGAUGCAUCGAGUUUGGAGAGGCACUUCUUCGCGCUGCUGACAUGGCAUCUAGAGCUCGUCCAUUUGCUGCUCCACCAGCAUAUGGUGGAAAUAUGCAACAGCAAUCAGGCACUACGUACUAUGCUGCUCCACCGACAUACUACUUGGUGCAAGGGACAUACCAAGGAUUCCAAGCUCCGACGAACGUUUUUCCUGAGCGCCCACCUGCACAAAACGUCUACGUUUACGACAUGCCUCCACCAUACCCAGGAAUCGGACAAACCACGCCGUAUCCUGCCGGACAAUUCCAGCCAGUCGGAACCGUCCAGUACCAGAAUGUUGGGGCGUACCCUGGACAACCUCAACAGCCAGGACAAUACCAUCCUUAUCCAACUAAUCAACCACCGCAGGGAGGAUUCAACGUCGGACAAGGAGCUGCUCCUCAUCCUUCUACUCUUCCAGAUUAUAACAAUAUUCAACAACAAUCUAGCGCUCAGCCACCAGCCUACAAUGCUUACCAAGAAGCUCCACCACUUCCAUCCAAAAAUGGACCGUUGUAAAGUUUUAAUUUAUCCGCUUAAAGCUUAUGAGCUUGUAUUUUUCAAAAGUUCGUGGCUUUUCGACUCUUCAAUCCAAUGAUUCCCGUCCUCGCUUUGUCCGUCUCCCCGCAUGUUUAUAUACAACGGUGAUGUUUAAUUUACUGAAUGAAUGUAAUUAUUUUGAUUUUAUUGGAAUAUCAAUUAAAGUAUAAAACAAGAAAAAAAAGAAUAACUGAACCG
Molecule: messenger RNA, 1117 nt
Organism: Caenorhabditis elegans
Lineage: Eukaryota; Metazoa; Nematoda; Chromadorea; Rhabditida; Rhabditidae
Gene: C18B2.4
Product: GRAM domain-containing protein
Exons: 6
Coding region: 8-898 (296 amino acids)
Molecular function (GO): transcription coactivator activity
Source: RefSeq, marked reviewed